AUGAUGUGCGUGGCGUCAUACUACAUUCUGCUGCGGCUCCUGCUGUUUGUGCCGGCCGGCGUGCUCAACCGGCGCCUCGCCGCGUUCUGGGGGCGCUUCUGGAGCCGCGCCUGCCUCUUGGCGCUCGGCUUCGUGCGCAUCAGCAGAGUGCGCGAGGAGCGGCGCUCCCCCAAGCUCGGCGACAGGCCGCGGUGGCAGGUGGCGAUCGUUUCCAAUCACAUUGGGUGGGCCGACAUCCUCAUACACAUGUCGCGCAACCUACCGAGCUUUGUCGCUCGGGACGGCACGCAGGACAUUCGAAUGAUUGGGCUCAUCAGUCGCCGCAUCGAGUGCAUCUACGUGGACCGGGAAAAGAGGAACGGAUCAACGGGCGGCGCCAGCGCCGGGGUCGGGGAGCAGGUGCGCCAGCGCAUGCUGCACAGCUGGGCGCACCCGGAGGAGGAGCACCGGCCGAUGCUGCUGUUUCCAGAGGGGACGACCAGCAACGGCACGUCCCUGCUGCCGUUCAAGACGGGGGCGUUCCUGGCGGGGGUGCCGGUGCAGCCGGUCAUUAUCAAGUAUGGCGAGGGGCCCGUGUCGCCUGCCUGGGAGAGCAUCAGCGCCCUGCGCCACAUGCUGCUGAUGCUUACGACGCCGUUCCACUCUGUGACGUGCUACGAGCAGCAGCAGCAGCAGCAGCAGCAGCAAAAGCAGCAGCAACACCAGCAGCAGCACCAGCAGCACCAGGAGCACCUGCAGCAGCGCCAGCAGCUGCGACUGCAUCGUCAGUGUCAGCCGCAGCGGCGGCAGUCGCCCGAAGACGAGCAGAAAGACCCAAAGCUGUAUGCCGCAAAUGUGCGGCAGUACAUGCUGCGGUACAGCGGUCUGAAGCCAUCGGACGCCACUCUGGAGGACAAGCGGCGGUACCAAGCAGACCUGCGGCAGCGGCUGGCGGAGGCUGCUGGCAGCCAGGGGGGCGGCAGCAGGGGCGGCGGCGACGGCGGCAGCGGCAUGGCGGGCAAGACCGCGGAAAGCUGA
Molecule: messenger RNA, 1017 nt
Organism: Monoraphidium neglectum
Lineage: Eukaryota; Viridiplantae; Chlorophyta; Chlorophyceae; Sphaeropleales; Selenastraceae
Product: lysophosphatidylcholine acyltransferase/ lyso-PAF acetyltransferase
Exons: 8
Coding region: 1-1017 (338 amino acids)
Biological process (GO): phospholipid metabolic process
Cellular component (GO): endoplasmic reticulum
Molecular function (GO): lysophosphatidylethanolamine acyltransferase activity
Source: RefSeq, a predicted model, not a curated record